UAGUAGUAUCUUCUUCAGUUCUGCAGUAAUUCGAAAUCCCUAGAUUCCAGGCAUCCCAACAAGCCCAAUUAUUCCCAUCUUUGCCUACAAUGGUCUUCGUUGCGGACGACAAGAAGUCUCAUCAUGCGGUAGCUGUUACUUCUCUGGCCGACAGCCAGGAAUCGCUCCCUCACUCUGAUGAUGCCAUUUUGCCACAACCUGCCGUUGUUACGGUUGGUGGCGACGACGAUGAUGAUUACCCGGAUGGUGGCUCUGUCGCCUGGCGCCAGGUGAUUGCCGGUCAUUUCAUCAACUGCAUGGCUUGUGGGUAUGGUGCGGCUUUUGGUAUAUACCAGCUGUACUAUACCGAGUCGCUCAAACUUCCCUCAGCACAGAUCUCGUGGAUCGGUUCCGUGCAAAUCUUUCUGAAUAACGUCAUUUGUACCGUAGCUGGCCGUCUGGCUGAUGCGGGUUAUGCGCGAGAGACGGUUAUAGGUGGCUCCCUCAUCGCGCUAUUGGGCACAUUCAUGACAAGCCUCGCUACGGAGUACUGGCAGAUCUUCCUGGCUCAGGGGGUAUGUACCGGGCUUGGCCUGGGUCUCAUGUAUAUGCCGGCCAUUACGAUCGUCGCGUCGUAUUUUAAGAAGAGACGCGCACUCGCUCUGGCAAUUUCUUCCGCCGGGACCGGAACUGGCAGUAUCAUCUUUCCUGCAGCAGUCCAAUACCUCGUACCUAAGAUCGGUUUUCCUUGGGCUGUGCGAUGCGCGGGGUUUGUCGCUCUAUUCAUGGUUCUCGUCAUGAAUCUACUCCUCAAACCACGCUUGGUCCCCCGGACAUCCGGUCCCUUGGUGGAGUGGACCGCAUUUAAGGAGCCCCCUUAUGUCAUCUUCGUCGCAGGAACAUUUAUGCUCUAUUGGGCUCUGUAUUUUGGAUUCUUCUACGUCAACACAUAUGCCAUUGCGGUCGCUUCCUUCACACCUACCUCUGCCGUCUCCCUCUUACUCAUCAUGAAUGCGGUGGGUAUUCCGGCGCGACCAAUUAUUGGUUACCUCGCCGAUACCUACCUGGGUCCCAUCAAUGCAUUCAUCUUAUCAACCAUCUCCUUAGCCAUCGCUUUCUUCGCUUGGAUUGCCAUUGCGACGCCAUCUACCAUGUAUGGCUUCGUGAUCCUGUUCGGUAUUACCAACUCUAUGGCUCAGGGUGCUUUCACCGGUGCUUUGGCUAGUAUGACUAAGGAUCCCUCGAAGAUGGGUACCAGAUUUGGUAUGUGUUUCACCGUGGUGAGUGUGGCGACUGUUGCUGGACCACCAACUGCAGGUGCGAUCAUCGAUUAUUCUGGCGGAUCUUACCUUUGGGCUCAGGUCUGGGCCGGUGUGGUUACCGUGCUGGGCGCGGUCACUAUAGCCGUAGCAAGGUGGUGGGUCUCUGGCGCAAAGAUCAAUGUGAAGGUAUAGGCGGACUCGCUGGUGUGUACACUAGUAUAUGGCUGCUCUCGUGUACGAAUGGGUAACGUGAUAUGAAUACGGGCUGGGAAGUCCAUCCCUUGAUGGGUAUCCCAUCUCAUGCUUUGGCUACAAUGGUAACUGGUUUUAUGUAUAGAGGAAGACCUCAGUGGACGUUGGGUCUUCAUCUGGCUCUGAUGCCAAUAGUGAAGAGAAGAGAAAAAAAAGAAGGCAAGACAAAAAGGGAAAAGGAAUCAAAGGAUUAAAGAGUAGGAAAUGGUAUGAGCUAUGACUUUUCUUAUGUCACUUAUAUUCAUAUUUAAUUCACAUUUAAUGUAGAAUUUUUUAAUUUAGCACUUAGCAUUUAGUAGAUAGAAAGAAUUAAACUUGACA
Hypoxylon trugodes is the source of this 1814-nucleotide messenger RNA. RefSeq names its product MFS general substrate transporter. Bases 90 to 1433 code for a protein of 447 amino acids. The transcript is spliced from 2 exons. Gene Ontology annotation, cellular component: fungal-type vacuole membrane. The record is from RefSeq and is a predicted model, not a curated record. NCBI's taxonomy places the organism in Eukaryota, Fungi, Ascomycota, Sordariomycetes, Xylariales, Hypoxylaceae. Gene Ontology annotation, biological process: transmembrane transport. Gene Ontology annotation, molecular function: transmembrane transporter activity.